AUGUCCACCGACGUUGAGCGUCUCCGGGCACUGCUCCAGCCAGACCAAAUCCUGCACGACUGUGCAGGAGCUGGUGACUGCCUGUUUCGAAGCAUUGCCCACAGGCUCUGGAACGAUGAAAACCGCCAUUCGGAGCUGCGCACACUGGUGGCGAGCUGGUACCUCCGCAACGCCGAGGACCAGUACGUGAAGAACAUGCCCCACGAGUGGCGGGAUUCCGACGGCGACCUCUGUGGCGGAGAGCCUGAGAUCUACGUCCUGUGCCAUGCUCUCCAGCGCACCUUCCAUCUCAUCACUUCCAUCCCGGGUCUCGUUGACCCCAUCAUCACAUUCUCGCCCCCAGCGGAGGCAGACCCUCCCAACGAGCCCAUCACAGUGGCCUACGACGAGCUGAUGCUGCACUACGUUGCAGUCUGCCCACGGGCCCACUGUGGCGCGAUCCCUCCCAAGCUCCCUGUUGAUGUCACCACACCCUCGCUCAGCAGUCUGCGCUCGCCAUCAUCGACAACUCUCCCCAUUGCCGUUGGCCCCACCUCAUCUACAACUACCCCUGCUGGAAUUGCCACCACCAUCCCGUUCGCCAUUGAGGGUCAGCUUACACCUCACGUCGACAAGCACGCCUCGGGCCUUCGUAGGGCGUAG
Messenger RNA from Apiotrichum porosum, 642 nucleotides. RefSeq lists its product as uncharacterized. The record is from RefSeq and is a predicted model, not a curated record. NCBI's taxonomy places the organism in Eukaryota, Fungi, Basidiomycota, Tremellomycetes, Trichosporonales, Trichosporonaceae. The transcript is spliced from 3 exons. Bases 1 to 642 code for a protein of 213 amino acids.